This is a messenger RNA of Aspergillus vadensis CBS 113365, 1466 nucleotides long. RefSeq lists its product as uncharacterized. Lineage: Eukaryota; Fungi; Ascomycota; Eurotiomycetes; Eurotiales; Aspergillaceae. The record is from RefSeq and is a predicted model, not a curated record. Bases 30 to 1466 code for a protein of 478 amino acids. The transcript has a single exon.
CUUGAUAUAACUGCUGUAUCUGGUCCAAAAUGAAUGAUAUCCGGUCUGUAAUCCAGCGAGGAGAAUUCUAUUCCCUUCCCGUGAACGAUCUCCUGCAACUUAUCCACAACGAAUAUCCGACGGAACUCGCAAGACUCAAGACAGCCUACUCGAUCCCGGUUCGAACGAGACCCCACCACCUAUCGGAGCCGUCUCCGUCGCAAAUCAUCUAUCAUGACGAGCACGACGAAGUCAACCGCACCCUGGUAAGCCUAUUGCUGCUUCGCAAGAUUCACAACAAUGACUACGCCGGGUUCGUGGGCAACCAGCGGCAAACUGGGGUCCGACACCUCCGCAAGCUAUCAUUCGCGUGGAUCCGCCGGCUAUUCCGGCGUUGUCUGACCACGUCUGACGAUCUUCACACUCUCAUCACCUCAAUUAUCAUUAACGAUCUUGGAAAAUCGCCAACCCUAGCCGCUGACCUGCAGCGGCAGAAAGCUACAGUAAACGCAUGUCAAGGCAAGCCAAACCAUGACGUGGUCCUUGACCUAGUAGUCCGAGAAGCGCCUCAUCUCAUUCCAUGUCUUGAGAAGCUUUCGCCAUCUCACGGUUAUCUUCUCGUUCGUGGCAUCGAACUAGGCGCUGAGUUCAAUUUUGGACAGAUGGCCCAGGCAGAAUGUCCGCCUGCUAGUUUGUUGGGGCUGGAACGGUUGCGUCCGUGCCAUGGCGACGACGAUAACGAUAAACACAUUAGUAUCCAAGUCUUUCACAUGCGCUACAUGGAACAGAUCCUUGAUAUUGCGGGUGCAUUAGGUCAUCAGGAUCAUACAAAUGCUGCACUUUUCACAGAGCCAAUCUACCAGUCUUACCGAAUCAUUUACCAGAUAGCUUUGGACGUGAUUAAUGGAAAUAUCGAUCGAAGGGAAGCGUACGAUGCUAACCUGGUACGCAAACUGGAACUUCUCAUGACUCAGAAUGGAUGGAGAGCAAAGGGCAGGGGUCUGGACGUUCAUGACCCAGAGCACAGGGCUCUAAUGCGAUUGCUGUGUAUCUGCAAUGCGACAGCAACGAAGGGCGUCGAGGUUGCUGACUUGGUUUGGGAGACGUUCUUUGAUGGCAUUGACCCUGAGACGAGAUUAAUGCUGGUUAAAGGGCUGAAUAUUGAUGGAAGUGAAAGGAUACCGGCCGUUCAAGCGACAUACGCACCGGCUGUUUGUAGCGCUGCCAUCAAGGCCUCGAGAAGCGAAGGGAGGAAGGAACAGAAGAAAGCACUGGCCGCCGUGUUUUGCUACCUAGCGAGGGUCCAUACACUGACGCCGGCUGAAUCGAAUGAACUACCGGAUGGAGUCAUGGUUGUUGAACGCGAUGUCCGGGAUAAGGUCUUAUCCGUUGUCACUUCAGACUCUUUCCGAAGUAGUCCUGAUGUAUUGAAUGAUUUGGAUGUACCGGAGAUUGCGAUUGCAGUACAGAGAGAUCCUCGCAGAUAG